AAUCCGCGCGGCGCUGCCUGCGGGCGUGCUGGUACUUCACUGGAGACUCUGCGCCCAGGCGUGCCGCCCCAGGAACCGCGAGAAGGUCUCCGCAGCCUGCCGCUUAUCCAUCCAUCCAUCCAUCCAUCCAUCCAUCCAUCCAUCCAUCCAUCCAUCCAUCCAUCCAUCCAUCCAUCCAUCCAUCCGUCUGUCCAUCCCUUGCGCAGCGCUCGCUCCCCAACCGCCCCAGCCACCCAGCGACAUGAAUCAGAUAGAGCCCGGCGUGCAGUACAACUAUGUCUACGACGAAGAUGAGUACAUGAUCCAGGAGGAGGAGUGGGACCGCGACCUGCUCCUCGACCCGGCCUGGGAGAAGCAGCAGAGGAAGACGUUCACUGCCUGGUGCAACUCACACCUGCGGAAAGCUGGCACCCAGAUCGAGAACAUAGAGGAGGAUUUCAGGAAUGGCCUCAAGCUCAUGCUGCUUCUAGAAGUCAUCUCAGGGGAAAGGCUGCCCAAACCUGACCGGGGCAAAAUGCGGUUCCACAAGAUUGCGAAUGUCAACAAGGCUUUGGAUUACAUAGCCAGCAAGGGAGUGAAACUGGUAUCUAUUGGGGCUGAAGAAAUAGUCGAUGGCAAUGUGAAAAUGACUCUGGGUAUGAUCUGGACCAUUAUCCUCCGCUUCGCCAUUCAGGACAUCUCAGUGGAAGAAACAUCUGCCAAAGAAGGCCUGCUGCUAUGGUGUCAGAGGAAGACAGCUCCAUACAGAAAUGUGAAUAUACAGAACUUCCACACCAGCUGGAAAGAUGGCCUUGGACUCUGUGCCCUCAUCCACAGACACCGGCCCGACCUCAUUGACUACUCAAAGCUUAACAAGGAUGACCCCAUAGGAAACAUUAACCUGGCCAUGGAAAUAGCAGAGAAGCACUUGGAUAUCCCUAAGAUGUUGGAUGCUGAAGACAUUGUCAACACUCCCAAACCCGAUGAAAGAGCCAUCAUGACUUACGUUUCCUGCUUCUACCAUGCUUUCGCGGGAGCGGAGCAGGCCGAGACAGCAGCUAACAGAAUAUGUAAGGUUCUUGCUGUGAAUCAAGAGAAUGAGAGGCUGAUGGAAGAAUAUGAGAGGCUAGCGAGUGAGCUGUUGGAGUGGAUUCGGCGCACAAUCCCAUGGCUGGAGAACAGGACGCCCGAGAAGACCAUGCAGGCCAUGCAGAAGAAGCUGGAGGACUUCCGGGAUUACCGCCGCAAGCAUAAACCCCCCAAGGUGCAGGAGAAGUGCCAGCUGGAGAUCAACUUCAACACGCUGCAGACCAAACUACGGAUCAGCAACCGGCCAGCUUUCAUGCCCUCCGAGGGCAAGAUGGUGUCGGACAUUGCAGGUGCCUGGCAGAGGUUGGAGCAGGCUGAGAAGGGCUAUGAGGAGUGGCUAUUGAAUGAGAUUCGAAGACUGGAGCGCUUGGAGCACUUGGCCGAGAAGUUCAGGCAGAAGGCCUCCACGCACGAGACAUGGGCUUAUGGCAAAGAACAGAUCUUGCUGCAGAAGGAUUAUGAGUCUGCGUCUCUGACGGAAGUUCGAGCCCUACUUCGGAAGCAUGAGGCCUUCGAGAGUGACCUGGCUGCACACCAGGACCGCGUGGAGCAGAUUGCUGCCAUUGCUCAGGAGCUCAAUGAAUUGGACUAUCACGAUGCUGUGAACGUCAAUGAUCGGUGCCAGAAAAUUUGCGACCAGUGGGAUAGAUUGGGGACGCUCACCCAGAAGAGGAGGGAGGCCUUGGAGAGAACAGAGAAGUUGCUAGAAACAAUUGACCAGCUGCACCUGGAGUUUGCCAAGAGAGCCGCGCCCUUCAAUAACUGGAUGGAGGGUGCCAUGGAGGACCUGCAGGACAUGUUCAUUGUCCACAGCAUCGAGGAGAUCCAGAGUCUGAUCACCGCGCAUGAGCAGUUCAAGGCCACGCUGCCCGAGGCAGAUGGGGAGCGGCAGUCCAUCCUGGCCAUCCAGAACGAGGUGGAGAAGGUGAUCCAGAGCUACAACAUCCGGAUCAGCUCCAGCAACCCCUACAGCACCGUCACCAUGGAUGAGCUGCGCAACAAGUGGGACAAGGUGAAGCAGCUGGUGCCCGUCCGGGAUCAGUCCCUGCAGGAGGAGCUGGCUCGCCAACAUGCUAAUGAGCGACUGCGGCGCCAGUUUGCUGCCCAGGCCAAUGCCAUUGGGCCCUGGAUCCAGAACAAGAUGGAGGAGAUUGCUCGGAGCUCCAUCCAGAUCACAGGGGCCCUGGAGGACCAGAUGAACCAGCUGAAGCAGUACGAACACAACAUCAUCAACUACAAGAACAACAUCGACAAGCUAGAAGGCGACCACCAGCUCAUCCAGGAAGCCCUGGUCUUCGACAACAAGCACACGAACUAUACCAUGGAGCAUAUCCGUGUCGGAUGGGAGUUGCUGCUGACAACUAUCGCCAGAACCAUCAAUGAGGUGGAGACCCAGAUCCUGACAAGAGAUGCCAAGGGCAUCACCCAGGAGCAGAUGAAUGAGUUCAGAGCCUCCUUCAACCACUUUGACAGGAGGAAGAACGGCCUGAUGGAUCAUGAGGACUUCAGAGCCUGCCUCAUUUCCAUGGGCUAUGACUUGGGUGAAGCUGAAUUUGCCCGCAUUAUGACUCUGGUUGACCCCAACGGACAAGGCACGGUCACUUUCCAGUCCUUCAUCGACUUCAUGACUAGAGAGACCGCAGAUACUGACACGGCAGAGCAGGUCAUCGCCUCCUUCCGGAUUUUGGCUUCUGAUAAGCCUUACAUCUUGGCAGAGGAGCUUCGUCGAGAGCUGCCUCCAGAUCAGGCCCAGUACUGCAUCAAGAGAAUGCCUCCAUACUCAGGUCCGGGCGGUGUUCCCGGGGCCCUGGAUUACACUGCCUUCUCCUCUGCCCUCUAUGGGGAAAGCGACCUCUGAUGCUCUUUCUGUAAUCCCUGACCCUAUCGGAAUGCAAUAAAGGCUGAAGUAUAUAGGCUGUUACCUGGAAA
Molecule: messenger RNA, 2997 nt
Organism: Mastomys coucha (southern multimammate mouse)
Lineage: Eukaryota; Metazoa; Chordata; Mammalia; Rodentia; Muridae
Gene: Actn2
Product: actinin alpha 2
Exons: 21
Coding region: 242-2926 (894 amino acids)
Biological process (GO): actin cytoskeleton organization; muscle cell development
Cellular component (GO): cell projection; Z disc; cortical actin cytoskeleton
Molecular function (GO): calcium ion binding; actin filament binding
Source: RefSeq, a predicted model, not a curated record